GGAACUAGGCGCUGCUGCUUAUCUCCUUCCUGUUUGCUUUCACAAAGACACCGUGCUCGCCACAAUUUCUUCAUUCAAGUGUUCUGUCCAUCUGGAUUUAACUGCGUUUUACAGUUUUGAAGCUGAAUAUCAUUUCUGGUUUUGAAGAAAGUUUAACAUCAACAAUUUUCUGUGAGGAUGACUGGUGUCCUGAAGAUCAAUUUGAAUGACUGAUGAUGAAAGGUCUGAAAACCUCUGCAAUGGGUCCCCAUCAGCCACAGCCACCAGCACCACUACGAAAAAUAAAACAACUGUUGGUCAUCGGUCUUCUCAUCCUGUUGAUUGUUCUGUUCAGAGGGACAUAUAGGUCACUUACCCACGUCGCGAUUUUCAACUUCUACAGAGGAACACCUCAAAAAUGGGCCUCCUCUGUAAACUCUUCUUUUUUCAGGAUAGGAAUUAAAAAACACUCAGCUCCACAGAAAGAUGAAGCCUCAUUUAUUGCUGUAAAAAUGACAAAGACAUUGUUGAUAUCAGCUUAUCUAGAACACCGUUCAAAUCAAAAAGAGAUCCGGGUUAUAGCCAUUGUGUGGCGAGAAGAGAAAGUCUCCUAUCGUUGCAUCUUUCACUGUCAGAACCAGCAGUGGUACAUCUCGAAAGGUGCUCUCAACAUCCAUACAGACCACUUUGGGUUCUCAUACGGAACAGCGGACAUCAUGUGUCCCAUCCCCCCAGAGUGUGAAAAUCCAUCUCACAUUUCUGUGGCUUCUGAUGAGACGAUAUCUGAAGAUGAAUAUAUGGAAGAAUUUUUGGAAGUGAAUAACAAAAAAGCACAGACUGAAUCUUUUCCUUAUGACUUCACAGUCUGUAUUUCUACCAUGUUUGAUUUCACCAAUGUGCUUCAGCUGGUGCAGAGUUUCGAAAUGCUUCAGUUACUUGGAGUGAACAAAGUUUUUGUCUACAAAACCAACUGCAGCGAAGAAACACAACGUGUUCUGGACUAUUACUCAAGCAAAAAAGGCUUUGUGGAGGUGAUUCCUUGGUCCAUGUCCAGGUUUCUAAAUGUUUCUCGAGGAUGGCUGCCUGAGCAUGGUCCUGGUGACCUCCACUAUUUUGGUCAGAUCCCUGCUCUCAACGACUGCCUCUUCAGGAACAUGUACAAAUCCAAAUAUUUGGCAUUGCAUGACAUUGACGAGCUCAUACUGCCACAGACGGUCAAAAGCUGGACGGAGCUACUGCCUCUGCUGGAGAAGAAGUACAGCCCGAAUAAGUGUUACAUGUUUGAAAAUAACGUGUUCCCCAACAAUGUCUCGCUACCGUCACCAAAGGCACAAAGCCUACCUAAAAUGGACCACUGGAAAGGAGUUCCUGGAGUGAACAUCCUGGCUCAUCUGCACCAGGAGCCCAUCACUAAAGAGAUGCAAUAUAUCAAAUUUAAGAUCAUCGUAAACCCUCGAGAUAUUUAUUCGGUAUCGGUUCACGGCGUGCUGAAAUCAGACCAUGGCUGCAGCUGGGUGGACAGGAACAUGGCACGGAUGUACCACACAAGAGAUCAAAUGCAACCCUUGCUGACUUCAGAUAAGAUGAUCUAUGAUGGCAGAUUGCUGAGCUACAGCGCCCCCCUCAGUCUGGCUGUUGAUACUGCACUUCAAGAAAGUGGCCUUCUCUCUAAGGAGACCAAAAACUUGAACUAGGACCUUCUUGGUAACACGUCAGAGUGAAAACUUUUUUUGCAAGUUUUCUGGUACUUUUAUGGUAGGAUUUAUUUCUGUUAUAAGUUUUGUAAACUUUUACAAAAGUUUGCUUAUGUGUUGCUAGAAAAGUAUUUUUUAAGGAUGCUUUAACAUAAGAGAAAUUAUAUAUUUAAUAUUAUAAUAUAAUAUUAAUUAAAAAAAAAUCUUGAGAAAAUGUGAACUAUAAAAAAGAAUAUUAAAAAUAAAACAUGUUUCGGUUAAUAGUUUCGGUUGACUGGAACAGAUCUGAAUAGCAGAAAGAGUUGCACUGAAAGUGUAGAGACAGCUUACUGUAUAAUAAUCUGACGACUGCUUAAAGUCCCCAGUUAAACUUAAAGUCCAAGUCAGUUUUAUGGUAGCUGCUCAGGUUAGAUUUCACUGGAGUGAAAAAUGUUUACAGAUCUUCCUAAAUCAAAGGUUUAUAUUUUUAAAAAAAAAUGUUUUUUUGCUCAAAAACAAGCAAGGUUUGUUUGAAAUGCAGUUUUUAUUAUGCAGUUUAAAAAGAUUUUGUUCAACAGGUGCCAUUUUUUUAUUUUUUAUUUUUUAUUUUUUUGUCUUUUUAAAAGGUUUCAUCACCUAAGAGUCCAUACAUGUUCUUGCUUCUGACUCAGGGUUCUGGUUUCCCCAGUCUUUGCUUUUUUCUUGCAAGAAAUGCCUCUAUCUCAGCUCCCUAACUCCACACAACUAAAUUAUUAGAUAUAUUAUUGACUAGUUUUUGUAACUUUGAUAAUUACUAUUAAACAUGAAGUUAAUCCAUAUCAGAAAAUCAACAGAUGCAUAAAUUAGAUUUAUUAUUGUAUAAUGUUUUUGUUAUUGUUUCCAGAUAUAGUCAGGGGAAUGAAAGAAUAAAUUAAUGUUUAUAAUCACAUGUUUGAAUUUAAUGCUUAUUAAUUUUAAAUAUUGAGCUGUGGGAAAAUAAAUGAUUGACUGAUUGAAUGUAUAAAUGAAUCACGCACAUGGAUAUAAAUAAAAACAACUGAAUUAAUCAAAACAAA
This is a messenger RNA of Cyprinodon tularosa, 2707 nucleotides long. RefSeq lists its product as uncharacterized. The record is from RefSeq and is a predicted model, not a curated record. The transcript is spliced from 10 exons. Bases 213 to 1673 code for a protein of 486 amino acids. NCBI's taxonomy places the organism in Eukaryota, Metazoa, Chordata, Actinopteri, Cyprinodontiformes, Cyprinodontidae.